CCCCAGCGUGCUUCGUGUGGCGCGAGUUAUCAGGCGGCAUCGCGUCGCCAGGCAUGCCGGGACUUGUAGUCCGUCUAUAAGACGCUGUCGCUUGCGCGGCAGCUGACCAGCGACCGGUCGCGAUGUGCGAGCGGGCGGCAGCCGGAAGAAGCAUGGUACCAGGUAUAACCUUCCUGAACUGGCUAUGUACAAGAAGGCUUCCUUCGGAGAUUUCAGGCAUCCUCCAAGGGGGACUCAAGAUGGCGCUGUGAGAACAACCCAGGAUUGGAGCCCACGUUGAAUUCGCAAACGCCAAAGAAGAGGAAAUUUGAACACACAGAGAGAUAUCAAGAGCAUGUGCACAGAGGAAAGACUGUGUGAGGACACAGUGAGAAGGCAAUCAUCUCCAAGCCAAAGAGAGGCCUCAGAAGAAAACAAACCUAUCAACAACUUGAUCUUGAACUUCCAGCUGCCAGAAUAGAGUGAACAAACCCUCCUUGGCUUCAGGAGUAUGAGCGAUGAAGAAAAUGACACGAGGAGCUCUAGAACACUAAGGAAAGCUUUCAAAUCCAAUGGGAUGGCCAUACAGACUCAGCCCACUGAACAACUGGAAGAAUCUUCGCAGACACAUCAGAGAUCCCCGGAUUCAACUUGUAAAACCAUUGAUCUAAAAACUACAUCUUGACUUCAGAACACUUCUUUUGAUCUGGAAUUAUCUGUUAUUGACCACAGAGAGCAGCUACUGACGAUUUCCUGGAACAGGGCCCUGUAGAGAAAGAUUAAUUGUGGCGAGUGGCAGUGUAAUUCUGGCAAUGUUGUUUCAUCUGGAAUUGAUUUUCAGGCUACAGUGCAAGGGUGCUGUCUUGACUCACUGCAACCUCUGCCUCCUGAGUUCAAGCAAUUCUCCUGCUUCAGCUUUCCAAGUAGCUGGGAUUACAGCAAAGAGAUGAGAUGGGAAAGCCAGCUGCUGGGAGUUCCUGGGAUCUUUAAAAAAUCUCACAGCAACACACCUUGCCUCUGCUACCCAAGGACAGGAAAGACGCUCUGCUCUGGCUUCUCUUCAAGGGGCUGAUAGAGGGCAUAGUCACUUGCACUGGCCUCCUGGGAUGGAUGUCACCCGCCUGCUCCUGGCCACCCUGCUGGUCUUCCUCUGCUUCUUCGCUGCCUACAGCCACCUGCCACCUGAGGAGAAGCUCCGAGAUGACAGAAGCCUGAGAAGCAACUCCUCUGUGAACCUACUGGAUUUACCUUCUGUCUCUAUUGUGGCAUUGAACAAGAAAUCCAAGAAGAUCAGCAGGAAAGAAGCAGAAAAGAAGAGAUCUUCUAAGAAGGAGGCUUCGAAGCAGAAAGUGGCGCGGCCCCGGACCCCGCUAUCCGUGCCCUGCGUGUCCACCCGCGGCAGCUGCAAGCCGCCAGCGCCCGCCUGCUGCCACCCGUGCGCCUCCUGCCAGUGCCGCUUCUUCCGCAGCGCCUGCUCCUGCCGCGUACUCAACGUCAACUGCUGAGCGCGCCCCUUCCCGGCCGCGGGCGGGCCUCGCAUGGAGCUGCAGCCACUGCAGUGGGAGCUGUCACUGCCCCCAGCUCACCUUGGUGACGGAGUCGUUGACGUUGAUGGCGGGCACCUUCAGGACCCCAGUGGCCAUCAUCUUGUAGAGGUUGUGGACCCCGGUC
Molecule: messenger RNA, 1650 nt
Organism: Callithrix jacchus (white-tufted-ear marmoset)
Lineage: Eukaryota; Metazoa; Chordata; Mammalia; Primates; Cebidae
Source: RefSeq, a predicted model, not a curated record